This is a messenger RNA of Bacillus rossius redtenbacheri, 4718 nucleotides long. Its product is annotated as bestrophin-4-like. The record is from RefSeq and is a predicted model, not a curated record. Bases 132 to 1868 code for a protein of 578 amino acids. Gene Ontology annotation, molecular function: chloride channel activity. The transcript is spliced from 10 exons. NCBI's taxonomy places the organism in Eukaryota, Metazoa, Arthropoda, Insecta, Phasmatodea, Bacillidae.
CACAGCCGCUAGCCUGCCAGUCGCUGCGCGCUGGGUGCUGUGUCUGGACAUUGUUGGUGCUAAACCGUGCAGUAUUUCCCCAUGUGUUUGUAAAGUUGUUGGUUCUUUGUUGUCAUCGCUAGUGUCUCGCCAUGACCAUCACGUACUCCGCCGAAGUAGCUAACAGCAGCCCCUUGGGAUGUUUUUGGAAGAUUUUAUGCAGGUGGCGAGGAAGCGUAUACAAACUUAUAUGGCGGGACUUCUUAGCUUACAUAAUUCUAUACUUCGUGAUUAGCUUAAUUUACAGAUACGCUCUCAACGAACCACAACAGAGGGUGUUCGAGAAGAUCCGCAUGUACUUCAGCCAGCAGAGCGAGAGCAUCCCCAUGUCGUUCGUGCUGGGCUUCUACGUGACGCUAAUCGUGCGCCGCUGGUGGGACCAGUACCGCCUGCUGCCGUGGCCGGACUCGCUGGCGCUGUUCGUCAGCGCCGCCAUCACGGGAGUGGACGAGCGGGGUCGCCUGAUGCGACGCAACAUUGUGCGCUACGCGAUGUUGUCUUACGUGAUCGCGCUCCAGAAAGUGAGUUUACGCGUGAAGAAGCGUUUUCCCACAUACCAGCACAUCGUAGACGCCGGCAUCAUGAUGGACAGCGAGCGGAAGAUCUUUGAGAUGAUGGAGGAGAAGACCAACAUGUCCAAGUACUGGAUGCCGCUCACGUGGGCCACCAACAUCAUCAACCGAGCCCGCAAGGAGGGCCUGCUGGGCAGCGACCACCUGGUGCAGACCAUCCUGACCGAGCUGUCCGACAUGCGGCGCCGCCUGGGCUCGCUCAUCGGCUACGACACCGUCUGCGUGCCGCUCGUGUACACGCAGGUGGUGACGCUGUCCGUGUACAUGUACUUCCUGUCCGCCGUGCUGGGCCGCCAGUACCUCAUCCAGAACUCCGACACGGACGCGCUGGACAUGUACUUCCCCUUCUUCACCGCGCUGCAAUUCUGCUUCUACAUCGGCUGGCUGAAGGUGGCCGAGGUGCUCAUCAACCCGUUCGGCGAGGAUGACGACGACAUUGAGCUCAACUGGCUCAUCGACAGACAUCUCAAGGCGGCCUACAUGAUCGUGGACGAGAUGCACGAGGAGCACCCCGAGCUGCUCAAGGACCAGUACUGGGACGAGGUGGUGCCGCGCGACCUGCCCUACACCGUCGCCUCAGAGCACUACCGCCGCAGCGAGCCCAAGGGCACCGGCGACCUGCUCAAGGUCAAGCCGCACGAGUCCACCUACGCCAACAUCUUCGUGGGCAAGAAGUCGCACCACUGCGAGGACAUCUACGCCGACUACGUGAGCGCCCCUUUCCCCCCGGCCGGCAGCCUGAAGAUGAACGGCGCGCCGGCGGCGGGCGUCAGGAACCGGCCGCGCAUCCCGACGCCCGACGUCACCAAGGAGGUGGUGGACCGCGAGCGCAUGGCGGGCAUGGGCUCCCAGCACUCGCAGCACUCCCAGCACCCGGCCACCUUCAUCGCCACCACGGGCGCCGACGGCUCCCCCGCCAUGAUGCAGGUGGUGCUGUCGACCAUCAGCGAGGACAGCCACGGGGGGGCGGGGGGCGGGGCCUCCGCGCUCGCGCAGUCCGUGCUGACGCCGACGCUGACGGGCGCCGGCCUGGACGCGCCCACGGCCGUCAUCUCGUCGCAGCCCUUCAACAUCUCCUUCAAGGCGGCGCCCUUCAACCUCACCACGCUGCCCUUGGCCCUGACGCCCGCCCAGAGGCGGCGGGCCGACCCCCCGGCUUCGCCCGAGGAGGACUCGGGGCUGGCGUCCGAGGGCGACGACCGCAGCCGCAAGACCAGCACGGCGUCCGAGACGCGCCGCAGCGAGGUGUACGUGUGAGGCCGGGCCGUGUCGCGGGCACGGCGGAGCCAACUCCCCCGUCUGGUUCUUGUCUUGCGCGCAGGUGGCUCGCGCUGCCUUGCAGUUGGCCCACGGAACUAUCGAACACACCCGACACAGAGGGCAGGGCGAGUGGCUGAAAGUCCCCUCCCCUCACUCAUUCCUUUACUGCUCGCAACAAACGCCCGAUAAUUUCAUUUUGUUUAUUUGAAAACUGGGAAAAAAAGUUAAAACGUUAAUUAGUUUCUGAGGAUUAGCCCUACCCUUCCAGUUUCCAGACCUGGUGCUGAUGUGAUGUAAGUAAAGAAUGAACAUGCAUUUCUUUGCCUUUAGUCUCCUGAAGGAAACGGAGUUAUUCCAUCUGUCACUUGACACGGAUGUGUAGCUUAAGGUUUUUGUACGUUUCGAUGCACUAUUCGCAGACAAUUUGUGAGAUUUUGGAUAGAAAUUCGGUCUGACUAAUGUGCUUAGAGAUAGAUAUUUUUAUACUCCACAAUGUGCCGACUGUCCACGCUAUGUAUAAUUUUUUUGACAGUUCUUGUUGCGAAAAAGUCGCAUUCUCGGCCACGUACACAAGUCUGCACGUACAACACAGAAACACAUAAACCGGCAGGUCUAGUGUAUUGGGACCUCCCCUGAACUGAGCAGCGCGACACUUAAGUUUAUAGUUUGUGUAUAUAGCCUUAUUCUGUAAUUAGUUCAAAAACAAGCUACACAGUAUACAGCUAUACAAGUUGUGAAUUAAUUUGUAACGUCUUUGGUUCUAGAACUCUUUCUUUCUUUGAUUCCUCUCUUUUCCAGAAGAAUAUCUUGUGCGCCGUUUUGGGCUCGCAUGUACAAGGUUGUCACAAAAUCAUUUCCCCCACCCCCUCAUUUUUCUUUAACACGCCAAAUGUCACCAACAGAGACAGGAUAAAGGGCGAAAUUUAAUGUAAUGGGUUAUUACAUACGAGACGUGGGCGUAUUGACUAUUUGCCGCUAGUCAUUAGUUUCUGUUAGAGAAGGUAUUGUCUUUUUGGCCUGGUGUGGCAUCAGAGACUCCUGAGUUCCGUGGCUAAGUCAGAGUAAACAAAAGAGACAAUAAUAUAUCACACAAUCAAGCAUGACUUCAAACAGUAACAUCCAAAUGUUCCCCUGAGUGUACACAGAGCCGUACAGACAAGACUACCGGCCAUUGAAAUCCACAAAUUUUUCAUUUCUCUGAUUCGUCAGUUGUUGGCGUAGGUGGCAAAUCUGGCUGCUGUAAUUUGAACCCCGAUCGAAGCUAAGCUGUGAUUACGGAGCUCGGACAGUCGUGGGCAAGAUUUCAGUCAUUCUCCGUUGUUCCUAUCUGGGAAUGGACGUUUAAAGGAUAUUUCGAUGUACAUAGCUCGAGUAAGAAUGAUGAACUUCGCUGUGAAGCUGUGGUUAGCUCUCGCUUGAUUGCGUGCGCGACCAUGCUAAAUAAAUGUUGCUUUUGUGAUUAUACGAUAAUAGUAUUACUACAGAUUAUUCAUGUUAAAUUUCCUGUUCUCAGUGCAACCACACGAGUGGUAUUUUGUUAAUCUUAUGAAGGUCUCUUUUCAGUUACAGUAAUGCUGUUUUUAUGUUAUGCAUUAUGUGUGUAAAUAAUGCCAUAAAUUCUUUCUAAAUAUUUUGUAACCUAUUUGAAUACUUAUUAAGUUUUAAAUGUAUGUAGUUACUUUUUCCUUUUCAAUUGCAGGUGGCAGUGUUUCAAAUGGAUAGCAUUUUUCUUAAAAAAAUUUCUGUGGUAGACUUUGGUUAAAAUAUUUAUAUCUAAAUUUAGUAUUUAGUAUUUAUGUGAGCCAAAUUACCUAUUUUAAAAACUGUCCACAGUGAAUAUUGAAUAGUCUUGCCUUCAGUGUAUAUAAAAUAGCAAAAUGUCUUAUUUAUAUAAUUUUUGGAAUUGUGUGCAUGGGAAAAACGUAAUUUUGAAGUGUUUUCACGACUGCAUUUGAAUUUUAAAGAUACACGGAAAAUUCUGUGCCUUGUUGACAUCAAGGUUUUGAUUUAGAAUUUUUCAUGUCUUGGCAGUUUGUGCUGUAAAUAGUUGUUAUUGUAUAUAAUGUUGCUACAAUCAUUUUGUGAUUGGCUGUACAUUUCUGUUGUGCGAAUCAUGUCGAAUUUAAAUAUGUUUUCGAGGUUGUUUACUAAGUGUUGAUGUUUUAUUAGGAACACUUCAAUACUGGACUAGUUUUGAGUGUUUGCUGUUGUUUUAAGAAACCGGAGAGGAUACAAUGUUUCGUGAUUAGUAACAUUAGCUAGAUGCAAUUCUCAGAAGAGACUGUUUAGUAAGAGAAUGUUCAGUAACUAUUGUUACAGUUUAGUGAGUUAGUAAUUUAUACGUACUGUUUUGUUUGUUGGAAUAUUUGUAAAUUUCUUGUGGUUCAGAAUAUACUUCUAUAAAUAUUCAAUUGAUGUUUUAUCAAUGAAUAUUUUAAGUAAUACAAAUAUUAACAAAGUUAUUUAAAUAUGUGAUUAUAGUUCUUCCGCAAGAUGUAUGAUUGCAGAAAAAAAAUCUAGAGAACAUAAAUGAGCAUUUAUGUACCUCAUUUCAUGAUGGUUAGUGCUACAUAGUACUUAAAUGACUUAUGAUGUGUUAUGAUAACAACGCUAUAUGUGUGGACUGCAGGACAUAGUUUUUUACUUUCAAUUUACAUUUUUUCCUAACUAAUUUUAGUUUUAUGGGUACUUUACCUUCCUGGUUACCCAAACAAUAGUUAAAACAUGAUACAUCCUAAAACCAAUUUGUAAUGUAAUAAUCAAAUCAUAAAAUGAGUUUAUUAUGUAUCUAUCUCUAAAGCAAAAUUUUUUUUUUUUUUUUAGAAAAAAAUUAAAAGUGAAAUACCG